UGGGCUCCCUCGCUUUGUAAGUUUCCGCAGUUGGCUAGGCUAGCCCCGGCGCUGGGAUUUUUUUUUUUUUUUUUUCCUUUCCCCUUUCUCACUUCCCUACCAUGUUUUUGAACUGCCUUCCUACCGACGUCAUUGAGCCCUUGAGGAAUAGUUUCUCCCCGGUGAGAUUGAAUGAUAGUUUCUCAUUCACAAAGGCGUGGAGUCCAAAUUCGAAGCAGGGGGGACCCCGGAAAUCACAACUCCCAGGUAAAUCGGCUCUCCCAGCCCCAGGAGGGGGACGCUUGGCGCCGGCGCCGGCUCAGUGCUUGGCUCCAUGGACACGACUGUUUCCUUGUGGUCGCGCUGAAAUGAAACUUCCUUGACAGACCAGACCGGGUUGCAGGACCUCCGGGUCAUUUUCUUUCUCUUUCUCUACCUGAGUCCUCCCAGCCGCGGAAACCUUUGAACCUAUUAUUAUGGAAUUGCAAAAAAAAAAAAAAAAAGAGAGAUCCAGAGACUCUUUCCCCCGAGCUGGCUUCCCUUGUGACCUAGAUGAAGAAUAGGUUGAAAAUGCGGUUCCUCCCUUGGCAAUGCAAGACAGAAAAGAAACUGUCACUUCCGAACAGCCGGGACGGAGUGCACUCGGCGUGCGAGAGGAACGCACUCCAGCGGCUCCGAGCCUUGCCUGCGAGCUGGACCAGGGCGCGGGAGGUGGACUCCAGGAAAAGUGGACCUCUGAAUGCAGCAGCCUUCCUUGGAAAUGGACUAGAUUUCACUUCGGCUUUGCAGAAAAGCAGCUGAGAUGUGUUAAUCAGAACACUUGAAUGUUUCUUUCUUCGGUUUUCUUUUUUUGUUUUUUAUGAUUAUUUUUAAAUUUUGUUUUUCCAAAAUGAGCAUUGUAAUGAAGCCCAGAUCCAGGUCUACAAGUUCGCUAAGGACCACAGAGGCAACUGGUUUUGAUGUGGACAAUGGCACAUCUGCGGGACGGAGUCCCUUGGAUCCCAUGACCAGCCCAGGAUCUGGGCUAAUUCUCCAAGCAAAUUUUGUCCACAGUCAACGCCGGGAGUCCUUCCUCUAUCGAUCCGACAGUGACUAUGACCUCUCUCCAAAGUCUAUGUCCCGGAACUCCUCCAUUGCCAGUGAUAUACACGGAGAUGACUUGAUUGUGACUCCGUUUGCUCAGGUCUUGGCCAGCCUGCGAACCGUGCGAAACAACUUUGCUGCCUUGACUAACUUGCAGGAUCGAGCGCCCAGCAAAAGAUCACCCAUGUGCAACCAACCAUCCAUCAACAAAGCCACCCUAACAGAGGAGGCCUACCAGAAACUGGCCAGCGAGACCCUGGAGGAGCUGGACUGGUGUCUGGACCAGCUAGAGACGCUGCAGACCAGGCACUCCGUCAGUGAGAUGGCCUCCAACAAGUUUAAAAGGAUGCUGAAUCGGGAGCUCACUCAUCUCUCUGAAAUGAGUCGGUCUGGAAAUCAAGUGUCAGAGUACAUUUCAAACACAUUUUUAGAUAAGCAACAUGAAGUGGAAAUUCCUUCUCCAACUCAGAAGGAAAAGGAGAAAAAGAAAAGACCAAUGUCUCAGAUCAGUGGAGUGAAGAAAUUGAUGCACAGCUCCAGUCUGACAAAUUCAAGUAUCCCAAGGUUUGGAGUUAAAACUGAACAAGAAGACGUCCUUGCCAAGGAACUGGAAGACGUGAACAAAUGGGGCCUCCAUGUUUUCAGAAUAGCAGAGCUGUCUGGUAACCGGCCUCUGACUGUUAUCAUGCACACCAUUUUUCAGGAACGGGAUUUAUUGAAAACCUUUAAAAUUCCAGUGGAUACGUUGAUCACAUACCUUAUGACUCUGGAAGACCAUUACCACGCGGACGUGGCCUAUCACAACAACAUCCACGCUGCAGAUGUCGUCCAGUCCACUCACGUGCUCUUGUCCACACCUGCUUUAGAGGCUGUGUUUACAGAUUUGGAGAUUCUUGCAGCAAUUUUUGCCAGUGCAAUACAUGAUGUAGAUCAUCCUGGUGUGUCCAAUCAAUUUCUGAUCAAUACAAAUUCUGAGCUUGCCUUGAUGUACAAUGACUCCUCUGUCUUAGAGAACCACCAUUUGGCUGUGGGCUUCAAGUUGCUUCAGGAAGAGAACUGUGACAUUUUCCAGAACUUAACCAAAAAGCAAAGACAAUCCUUAAGGAAAAUGGUCAUUGACAUUGUACUUGCAACAGAUAUGUCAAAACACAUGAAUCUCCUGGCUGAUUUGAAAACUAUGGUUGAAACUAAGAAAGUGACUAGUUCUGGAGUUCUCCUUCUUGAUAAUUACUCAGAUAGGAUUCAGGUCCUUCAGAAUAUGGUGCAUUGCGCAGACCUGAGCAACCCCACCAAGCCCCUGCAGCUGUACCGCCAGUGGACGGACCGGAUCAUGGAGGAGUUCUUUCGCCAAGGAGACCGAGAGAGGGAGCGUGGCAUGGAGAUAAGCCCCAUGUGUGACAAGCACAACGCAUCUGUGGAGAAAUCACAGGUGGGCUUCAUCGACUAUAUUGUCCAUCCUCUCUGGGAGACUUGGGCCGACCUUGUACAUCCCGAUGCGCAGGACAUCUUGGACACUUUGGAGGACAAUCGUGAAUGGUACCAGAGCACAAUCCCUCAGAGCCCCUCGCCUGCACCUGACGACCAAGAGGAGGGACGGCAAGGUCAAACUGAGAAAUUCCAGUUUGAACUCACUUUGGAGGAAGACGGAGAGUCAGACACCGAAAAGGACAGUGGAAGUCAGGUGGAGGAAGACACUAGCUGCAGUGACUCCAAGACUCUUUGCACUCAAGACUCAGAGUCGACUGAAAUUCCCCUCGAUGAACAGGUGGAAGAGGAGGCCGUAGGGGAAGAGGAGAGCCAGCCCGAGGCUUGUGUAAUAGAUGACUAUUCCCCUGACACGUAACAGUGCAAAGACUUUCACGCCUUUUUUCUUUUUUUUUUCUUUUUUCUUUUUUUUUUUAAAGUAGAAAAGUUGUUUCCAAAGUGCAUGUCACGUGCCGCAACCAUGGUCACACCUCACUAUCAUCUGCCAGGACGUUUGUUGAACAAAACUGACCUUGACUACUCAGUCUGGCGCUCAGGAAUAUCGUAACCAGUUUCUUCACCUCCAUGUCAUCCGAGCAAGGGGGAACAGCUUCACGAACAGCAUUUUAAUAAGAUUUCAGCUCGGUAGAGCUGAUGAAGCCGAUAAAAAUCAACUCCACAAUGUUUUCAAUGGAGCGUGGCUCAUCGGGCAGCCCUAAGGUUGUGAUGGGAUUUGGGGUUUUUGUUUGUUUGCAAUAUUUUCAGAAGAAAUAAGGCAUUGCACAGAGCGGACUUACUGGUUGAGCAGCAGAUACGUCAAGAACAGAACACAGCAUGGAUCUGUUACCAGAAGGAAGAUGAGCCACAGAAAUUGCAUAAUUUUCUAAUUUCAAGUCUUCCUGAUACAUGACUGAAUAGUGUGGUUCAGUGAGCUGCACUGACCUCUGUUUUGUAUGAUAUGUAAAACAGAUCUUUUUUGUAGAGCUUACUUUUAUUAUUAAAUGUAUUGAGGUAUUAUAUUUAAAUAACUAUGUUCAGAACUUCAUCUGCCACUGGUUAUUUUUUUCUAAGAAGUAACUUGCAAGUUUUCAGUACAAAUCUGUGCUACACUGGAUAAAUCUAAUUUACAAAUUUUACUUGCACCUUAUAGUUCAUAGCAAUUAACUGAUUUGUAGUGAUCCAUUGUUUUAUAUACCAACGACUUCCAUAUUUUAAAACAGAAAAAUAUCUUUCUGUUGCAGGAAACCCUUUUUGUAAGUCUUUGUUUACUUUGCUUUUUGUUCCACUCUUCAAGUGGAGUUGCUCUCCACCAACAUUUUUCCUCACAGUGUGCAAAGUGAAUAUUUGUUCUGUAAUACUUUGAUGUGCGUUAUGUCAAAUGUGUCUUAACCCUCAUAGAAACUCAGUCAUCAGCUGGUGUUGUCUGAAGCAAGUGGGAUAUAUAUAAAUACCCAGUAGCUAAAAUGGUCAGUCUUUUCUAGAUAUUUUCCUACUUAGUGUCUUCUGGUGACUUUCUGCUGUGUCGAUAGACAUGCAUCUCCCAAGUGCAUGUCUUUGUAAUAACCUGCACAUUUUGUGCUCAUUUUUAUUGUUUUCACCACCUGUUAUACUAAGAAAAGUAUUUUUCCCUUUCACUGCUUUAUUUAGUGUGUGUCUGAACCUCUGUCCAUGUUCAGUAGAUGGAGUCUUAUCAAAUAUAUCACCACCAUUCUGAUGGGUGAAAAGAAACAGGUAGUCAGGUUACGAUUCCCAUUCUUUUCUUCCAUGAGGUUAUACAUCUUGACUCGGUUUUCUUACUGGGUUCCAGAGAAAAGUUAAUAGUCUGAAAUUCUGCUUAGCUAGCUCUCAACAGUAUAUUAACAAACCCCAGUACAACAGAUCCCCUUUUGUUCCUGUAAUUUCACCAUGUGAUUAAGAACUAGAUGAGGACUAGCCCCGAAAAGUGGUUGUAAGUGUAGGGACUGCUCUCAAAGGACAGCCACGUAACAAAUAGGAAUUGCAUUGUCACCUGUCAUCCACCCAUCAGCAUCAGUCUUGCAGUGGGAGAAUUACUUUUUAAACCACAUUGAGGGAGAGAAAUUGAUGAUUCCACUGGCACCAGAGGGUUGGUAAUGGAAUACAUUUGAAAAUACUGGGUAGGUAAACAGAUUGUGCCUCAAUACAAAAUUAAAGGUCACCUAACUGAUUUCAGCACCAGGAACUGUAUUGCAGGUUUAGAGAUUAAUUCCUUAGUGUUUACCUGCUGAUAGCAAUGGGCAUCAUGGCACAUUCAUUUAGUUUUGAUUUUCCUCCCAUUUCAAUGGUUUGUACAGUCAAGAGGUUUGGAGCUCAGAAUAAUCACUUUCCUAUUAGUAGACAGGAAUUACAGUGAAAAUUAAGGAGAAAUCAAACCAAAUGGAAAAUAAACAGGAAAAAAGUCACAAUCCAGAAAAACACUUGUAUAAAGGAGCCUUCUGGGAACUACAAAAUAAAGGCAUCAGCCCAGGGGAAUGACCCAAGCUGAUGCUACCAUCCCAAGAGCUCAGAACCUUUCUAAUGAACUAAUGGCCAGGUUUCCAUCUCCCCCUGUAGAGGUCAAUUAUAAGUGUUUGUAAACGAAAGCCAAGGUUUGCCAAGUGGUUUCUUGAGAACGUUUGGGAAGGUGUCUGUUUGCUCCUGAGGGAGGUCUAGAAGGAAAGGCAAAGAGUCUUGGUUUCUUUCUCUUUCCAGAACAUUCCCAUUUCCUUCUCUCCCUACACUUGGUAUUUCCCCCCCAGAGUGCCUAGAAUCUUAAAUAAAAAAAAAAAAAAAAAAAAAGCAAUAUGUCACAAACAAACCCAGACCUGAAAGGGUUUAUAACUGCACUAAGAGAGGUUUUCUCCCUCAGUUUGUUGGUCUUUUAGUGGAACCAUGUUAGAAAGAUAGCACCAAUGGACAAUCAAAUUAUAGAAUAGGCCCAAUAUCCAAGAGCCAGGGACUAAUGCACUGUACAAUCUGUUUACCCUCUCCCUUCUCUAUAUUUCUCUCCUUUUCUCUCACCAAAGUGUGCUUCAGAAGUACACACUGCUUUAAGAAGAACACCCUUUUACAAGUGGCUUUACAUUUCCUAAAAUGCCAUAAGAUAAUGCAAUAUCUGGGUACUGUAUGGAAAUAAAAUGUCCAAGUUUGCAUAAAACCAGUACAUUUCAGCUUGCAAGUUACUGAAUACAAUAAUGCUGUUUUUGUUUUGUUUUCUUUUACAUCAGUUAAAAUCCACAAUAAAAUAAUGUAGAUAGAACAAAUUAAAGUCAAAGAAAGAAAACUUGAAUGAAAAGGAUUUUACAGAAAGCUUUAUGGUAAUUUUUGAGUGCAUUAUUUAUUUUUUGUGCCAUGCAUUUUUUUUCUCACCAAAUGACCUUACCUGUAAUACAGUCUUGUUUGUCUGUUUACAACCAUGUAUUUAUUGCAAUGUACAUACUGUAAUGUUAAUUGUAAAUUAUCAGUUCUUAUUAAAACAUCAUCCCAUGAUGGGAUGGUGUUGAUAUAUUUGGAAACUCUUGGUGAGAGAAUGAAUGGUGUGUAUACAUACUCCUUGUACAUUUUCUUUUCUCCUGUAAUAUAGUCUUGUCACCUUAGAGCUUGUUUAUGGAAGAUUCAACAAAAUUAUAAAAUACAUAAAGAUAUAUACAUUUAAAAAUAUAGCUGCAGGUCUUUGGUCCCAGGGCUGUGCCUUAACUUUAAUAUUUUCUUCUGUUUUGCUGCAUUUCAAAGUAAGGUAAUAGUGGGGCUAGGGCUGGGUAUUUUAAAUCCAAGCUUUCAAUUCAUUGGUUAUCUGGAAAUACCUGAAUUUUACAAAAUCAGAUAAGCUCUAGAAGAUUGUGCAGCCCUCAAGACACAAGCUUUUAAGUACACAAGCUUUUAAGUACUUCUUGCCAUGGAGUGGUAUUGCAUAUAGAUUUUGCCUUUUUUGUGGAUCAGGAGCUACUUUUUUUUUCAUUCAAACACUACUAGAAAAAUCUAUCUUUGUCCAGUGAUGAUAGAGUCUCCUUGGCUUCUGGAGCCCACAAGAAAAUUAACUUGAUUGGAAAUUGGAGCCAUAGGUCAUUUCUGUUAGUCACCUAUUAGCUUCCUGUCAUCGUAACAGAAUAUAAAGUACGAGAAAGUUAAGAUUGACCAGAUUUCCUAUGUAUUUGUAAACUCAUUGAAUACAAAUGCCAGUUUACAUAGUAUAAAGGAUUUGCCAUUCUCUAGAAUUUUUUUCUUCAAAUAUUAUGUCUUUUUAGGAUAUAAUUUAACCCCCCCACAAUGACCAGCUCCUGAAAGCACUGAAAAAUUUCUCAUGGAUAAUAUGAAAGCCUCUUCCCACUGCUGCCCAGCCCUUGGAACUUGUGACUUCAUCAGUGAAGGGAGAGAGCCUUUUCCUAGGAAAAAUGAGCCUCUUAUUUUUGACACAAACUGUAGAUUUUAGCAGCCCUGGCCCAAAGGAAUUUGAUUACUUUUGUUUUAAACAGUACAAAGGGGACACUAUAAGUACAAAAAACAUCCUUACUGAUUUUAGUUGUUUUUUUAAUUUCAUUUCUUUGGAUAUGUUUUAAGAGUGGUAAUUGUGUGUGAGCAUUAUAAAUGAUUAUUUUAGUGGUUUCUUAGCCUCUUACAGCCCAUGGGGAUAGUACUGUACAUCAAUACCUUCAUAUGAAAUUUUUAUAUGCAACAAAAAUAAAAGCAUGGGUUGAUUCUGCCUA
This is a messenger RNA of Lepus europaeus (European hare), 7226 nucleotides long. It is a transcript of the gene PDE4D, whose product is annotated as phosphodiesterase 4D. The transcript has 15 exons. The record is from RefSeq and is a predicted model, not a curated record. Gene Ontology annotation, molecular function: 3',5'-cyclic-AMP phosphodiesterase activity; ATPase binding; transmembrane transporter binding. Lineage: Eukaryota; Metazoa; Chordata; Mammalia; Lagomorpha; Leporidae. Gene Ontology annotation, cellular component: nucleus; cytosol; perinuclear region of cytoplasm. Gene Ontology annotation, biological process: regulation of cardiac muscle cell contraction; cAMP catabolic process; signal transduction. Bases 839 to 2905 code for a protein of 688 amino acids.